This is a messenger RNA of Linum trigynum, 423 nucleotides long. The record is from the annotation of a GenBank genome assembly. Lineage: Eukaryota; Viridiplantae; Streptophyta; Magnoliopsida; Malpighiales; Linaceae.
AUGGGGUUCUGCCAGAAGGUUGAUUUCGAAAAGUGUGACGAUUUGUGGAAAGAAAUGGCAUAUUGGAAUAUCCAUCCGAACAUCGUUAUGCGUAGUUCGCGCGUUUCAGGGGUUGCUGUGGAUAUGUAUUUCUUCCGGAACUCUAUCCUACUAUGUGAAGGCAUUGGUAGAUCCGCACAUAGCACAGUCGUGGCUGUCUGUGGGCCACCAUCACCGUCGUACGGUUCCUCAUCAAUCUAUCCAGUGCUUGUUGCACAAUGUGCUCUGACUCUGCAUCCAAAGCGCUGGUGGCUUCAUCUAGCAGAAGAAUUUCUGGGUUCUUCAGCACUGCCCGAGCAAUUGCUACCCUUUGCUUCUGGCCGCCAGAUAGUUGCACCCCUCGUUCACCUACUUUGGUGGAGUAGCCCUGAGGAAGGGCGCUGA